AUGGCUGCCACUGCCGUUGUUAGUCCCAGUGACUACCUGCUGCCCGCUGCCCCCACCACCCAGGACUCCCAGCCUUCUCCUCUAGCCCUGCUAGCGGCAACAUGUAGCAAAAUUGGCCCCUCAGCUGUUGAAGCUGCUGUGACCCCGGCCACUCCGCCCCAGCCCACACCUCGGAAACUUGUCCCUAUCAAACCUGCCCCUUUCCCACUCAGUCUUGGCAAGAAUAGCUUUGGAAUCUUGUCUUCCAAAGGAAACAUACUUCAGAUUCAGGGGUCCCAGCUGAGCAUGUCCUAUCCCGGAGAGCAGCUGGUGUUAGUGAUCCAGAACCCCGGCAAGCUCAACAAGGGGAGCCAGUCCAAUGCCAGCAUCCAGUACCAGGUCGUCCCCCAGAUCCAGGCGAGCAGUUUCCCGACCACACAAGUGCAGCCCAGUCUCACCAACCAGAUCCAGAUCACCCCCUCCCCGUCCAGCCACAAGCCCGUCCCCAUCAAGCCAGCCCCGCUCCAGAAGUCCAGCACAGCCACCACC
Echinops telfairi (small Madagascar hedgehog) is the source of this 528-nucleotide messenger RNA. RefSeq names its product transcription factor Sp2-like. The transcript has a single exon. The annotation marks the transcript as partial. The record is from RefSeq and is a predicted model, not a curated record. Lineage: Eukaryota; Metazoa; Chordata; Mammalia; Afrosoricida; Tenrecidae.